Molecule: messenger RNA, 596 nt
Organism: Nylanderia fulva
Lineage: Eukaryota; Metazoa; Arthropoda; Insecta; Hymenoptera; Formicidae
Source: RefSeq, a predicted model, not a curated record
UUUAAUUUUAAACAUGAUAAAUAUACGAUAUGAUAUCUAUAAUUUGAUAAGGUGAUAUUUUUCAUGAGACAAAAUCUCAUAAUAGUCCGUGCUGACUCUCUUACCUUAUGUCAGUAAUAUUUUAAUACAAAAUGCAUGGCGUAAGUGUUGGGGUCUUCCUUUCAUGGGAAUGUCAUUCCAUGGCGGCGUCGUGGAGACGAUUCUGUUUAAUGGCUGGUACAUUAAUGAUGUGUCAGGAAUGAUUAGCUCCGUCAUUGGAAUUAUUCUCUUAACUACAUUAUAUGAAGGAUUAAAAUCUUACCGCGAAUAUCUUUUCGCGCGCACGGAAAUUUUUAAGAAGAACCAGAGGGAAUCCAGAAAUGUAUUGUUGUUCUCCAAAGUGCAUUUCCUUCAAACGUUUUUGCACGUAAUUCAGGUAGUUCUUGGCUACUUUAUCAUGUUUAUUUUUAUGACAUAUAACUAUUGGCUCUGUAUCGCCGUUGGAGUUGGAACAGCUGUCGGAUAUUGGUUAUUUGCGUGGGAAAAAACUAAUAAUAGCAAUACAGAGUGUUGCUCGUAAUAUAUAUCUCUAAAAAACUAAAAUUUAAUAAUUUAUU